Molecule: messenger RNA, 3187 nt
Organism: Caenorhabditis sp. 36 PRJEB53466
Lineage: Eukaryota; Metazoa; Nematoda; Chromadorea; Rhabditida; Rhabditidae
Source: the annotation of a GenBank genome assembly
AUGAAUAGGAAGAGCAUUUACCUGGAACUACAUGUGCUCCACGACGCAUUCAGGCCGGUGGGUCAAUGAAUUUCACAUGGUUUUUGUUUACUGUUGUUUUUCAGGAAAAAAGUAAAAAUCGGAAGGAAUGAAUUAGGCCUCAAUGUGGCAAAGAUUGGCAUGGUAAAUAGAAGCUAUGAUAGUGAGAAAUUAUCAAAGUGACUAUUCGUUUUUUGCAGUGAUCGAUGUGAACACUCAAGGCUACAAGCCUUCGAUUGAGCAGAAAAAUGGCACCGAUGAAGGAUUUAAACCACUAUUGGAUAAAGAGAAGCUCGCUAAAUUGCCAAUUGACGUUCAAGACCUUCUGUCUUUUGUCACCGUCAACGCCAGCAACGGGAAUUCUGCAAUCCACGGUCCGUCUUUCGAUAUCACAGCCGUACUGACCGCCGCAAGAUUUGUCGCUUUGCACGCACGUCCAGCCAUUUUCGACGACGAACUGAUGAAUUUCAACGCAAUGAUAGUAGACUUUAUCCUUGGGAAAGAAACGGAUUGGCAUGCCAGCGCGAUGCAAGAUCAUAACCUUCUUUUGACUUUGCUUCCCCGCGAUCACCCCAUUCUCAUUGCAAUUGACGGAGAAUUUACUUCCCUAAUACCCGAGUCUGUUCAGCAGCGAUCACUCCACUUCAGAGUGAUGACGCAAUGAUAAGAAAAAAGAUAAUCGUAACAGUGUUUGAUGUGCGGCGUGAGUUGCACAACGAGGGAGUAGAUUUAAUGUAAAAAUUAGUGUGCAUUCGAUGUUGACCGUUUGAAUGCUCUUCUUCUGGUUCACUUUUCUUCUCUAUCACACGAUCUUUUUGUCUCGGCUUUACCUCUCACCACGCACAUCUGGCGCUAGCGGACGUAAUUUAGCUGACGAAGGCAUUUUAUGUUCAAAGUAUGUACAAUAGCGCUGCCCAGUCAAUGCCAACAAAAAGAGCUCACAUCAGUUGUAGUGCUGCUUCUGUUGAGGAAUGUGAGUCAGUUCUUGUCUCCAGUUCGCUUUUGCAUUUCGAGUCAGUUCUUGUCUCCAGUUCGCUUUUGCAUUGAACGCAUAGGAAAUUACUGCUGUAGGGUUCGAAACAAUAUAGUAUCUUUGUUUUCUUCACGUAACUUUCCGUGUUUAUAUGUCCUACAUGGCUUCACCUCCGAGUCUUUUGACCAGGUGUAGGACGGGACCUGGCUCAGGUCCUACGAUGAAAAAUAUAUCUUAAAGGACCAGGGAACCCAAAAAUUUUUUGAUUUUUUUGUGAAAUGUUUUUGUGACUGUUUGAAUUGUCUCUUAUUGUCUCAUACACUGGUGAAAUGCUGCCUCUCGAAAAUGCCAAUGAACGAAACGGCAUGCAGUUGAAGUUGCGGCCGUGGCCUAGCGCCAAUGGCCGAAAAAUAUAUAAAAAUAUAUGCGCUUCUCGGCAAUUUUAUUUUUUCCGCUUUUUUACCGGUUUUUUUCCAAAAAUUCACGGUUUCUCCCAUUUUGGCACUUCAUAUCGACUGAAUGAAAACAAUCUUUUAGCAGUGAAAAAAAUAAGUAAGUGCCGAACAAAUGUCAAUCAACUGAAAAAUGGGAGAAACCCUGAAUUUUUUGGAAAAAACCGGUAAAAAAAGCGGAAAAAAAUAAAAUGGCCGAGAAGCGCAUAUAUUUUUUUAUAUAUUUUUCGGUCAUUGGCGCUAGGCCACGGCCACAACUUCAACUGCAUGCCGUUUCGUUCAUUGGCAUUUUUGAGGGACAGCAUUUCACGAGUGUAUGAGGCAAUAAGAGACAAUUCAAACAGUCACAAAAAAAUUUCACAAAAAAAUCAAAAAAUUUUUGGGUUCCCUGGUCCUUUAACAUGUUUUGAGUUGACCUGAGCUUGCUAAGAAGCCAAACGUAUCUGCCCUCCCUCGCGACUUAGUCGAUGGGACCGAAUAUCCAACUUUUGGUAGAACGUUAUCCCGAUUUCAGGGAUCUGAUAUCGGAAGCCAUUAUCAAACAAGCAUGAGAUUGACAAUUAUGCAAUCUUUUGACUUGUUGCAAACUAAUAUUUAUGCCGCUGGGCGUUUACUAUUGUGUCUAACACAGACACAUUUCAUUCAAUUUAAUCUUAAAAAAACCUAGUUACUAGUACAUCUUCAAUUUUUGAGUUUGCACUAAUCCAGUUCCAGCACAAUACCAGGAAUUGUUUCUUCAAACUUGACUAUUUACCUUUUAGUUUGCGAAUGUCUUUUUGACAGCCGCCCAGCCCAUCCCUAGAACAUCGUCUUCUUCAAUUUUCAAAAGCCCAUUAGAAAAGCCUCCGUUGGUAGAACACAGACACAUUUCAUUCAGUUUAAUUUUGAAAAGAACAUAUGUUCUUCCGCAAUGCUCAAAUGUGUAUGUGGGAACCCAUCAAGGUUUAUGCAGUUCUGUAACAACAUGAAGAACUGUCUUUUGAAAAUUGUUUUCCGUAUUCUGUAAUUGCACAGUUACGUCUUAGCAUUUACCCUCCCUAGAACAUCGUCUUCUUCAAUUUUCAAAACAUCUCUACAAAAAAACUCCACUACGUUUCACGUCAGUGUGUGUGUGUGUGUGUGUACGACUGAAAUACAAUUUUCAGCCAAUCUUUUGCGUCUGCAGCUUCAAACGUUCUUUGAAGGUAUGUUUCACGCUUUUUCAUUUUUUCAAGCAACUUUUUGGAGAAAAUGCGCUCAAAUUUCUCAUUCUGUACCGGCGUGCGCGUUCCUAUUCGUUUAGAAGACAGAAUGAGGUAUUGAACAUCCAGGCGUGGAUUUGAGUGCUGCUUAUGUUCAAACCCUAGCCUGUGCCUGGCCUGAUAGCAGUUCUUGUUUAUUUUACAACCCCCCCCCCCUCUAUCGUCAUCUGCGUUAAUGAUUUUCUCUUGUUCUGGUUAUCCAUUCUGUUUGAAUCAUUUCUCCUACAUUUCGUUGCUUUGUUCUCGCCUGCCGUUCUGGCAAUCAACUGUCAUUCGUUCACAUCUUCUGGCAUAAAUCGAAGGUAAGUGCAGAGUGAUUCAAAACGUCCAUACAUUACACUAAUGUCUUCAGGGAAAUUGGAUCAACUCAAUGGGACCCAAACAGAUGUUUUUUCUUCUCUUCUGGAUACAUUGCUGGAGACUAACAUUUAUGAAGGUAAAAAAAUAAACAAAUGAACAUCAGAAACAACAACUUCCAUGCAGAUUCCUUCCUAUCUCGUUGA